GCACGUUGUCCCCACGUUACCACUUACCAGUCCAAGCGCACUGACCAACCAUUCAUCUUCAAAGCCUCCAUGCCAAACUGAGGCUUCAGCCUCAUCCCGUAAUUUCCGUGUCGCCAGAUGCGCCUCCAACGUAUUCAAGAAGCGGACGAGGAUGCCGACUCGGUUCAUCAACUGGCGAACGAUGAUGCACUCUCACCGGGUGGGUCAUUUCCGCCGGGCACGAUUUUUCUUCAUGGGGACGAACUGAUUGAAGAUGAAUCCCCAGAGAGUUUUUUUGAAGCGGGAUUGGGCGUGAAUGUUCUACAUGACAUUGAGCCAAUCGAGGACGACGAUGGUGCCAACCCCCUCACAGGCGCACAACAACCUUCACACACGCGGAUUCCUGGUUUAACAAAUCUCUCCAACUUGUCACUCACCUCCGUCUUUUCGACCUUUUCUAGGGGAUCAGUUCUAUCGUUGCGGAGCGCUGGGGUCACAUAUUCCCUGAAGGAUCUUUGUGAUCAAGUCAUCGAGAAGCACAUCUGGCUUCAAACGGCGAGGAUAAUCAGUACAUCCUGCUAUCAGGAUCGAAAUGUCAUUCGACACCGCUACCUGAUCUUACAGUUACAACGUCGGGGAAAAAAAGAUAUAUGGAUGCGGAUUGAUCGAAAGGCUGGAUUGGGUAUUCUCUCACUCGUGCGAAAAGGUGGUAAAACGCGUGCCUCUGAUAGGGCUCAGCUCUCGGCGUCCAAGGAGGAGCUCAUUGGCAGGGGACGCCGGGAGAAUGUCCAAAUAUUCGAAAAGCCGCCCUUUCUUGGUGAUUUUGGAGUCUUUCUUCGCGUUAUCUCUGAAGAGCUACUAGAGUACAAGAUCUGGCCGGAGAACUGCUGGAUGUUCUGUUCACUCCUGCAGGAGCAUCUUGGCAUCUCAGGACACGGACGUUACCAAGUCGGCGGUCCUGUCGCUCGAAACAUAGCAAGUGAAGUUCGAACGAGAGUAUCUGAGCAAGUGGCAGCCCAUGUAACGCCUAUCACGAUUAUGACAUCAUUACACAGCUCGCUUUGGACUUUUAGCCCUCGGUGGCAACCCUUAGGCCUUGCGAAGCCGAUCGGGUGGCUUACUCAUUCGAUUGGAUCAUUUCUUUCCAAAUUCGCCUACCCAGCGCAAGACGAAGAAACUCGUCGCCGUUCGCAUGGCAUCCUGGAAUGGAUCACAAACUCCCCACUUGUCGCUCACUUAGAACAGAGCGAUCUUCAUUCUUAUAUUGCUACACACUGCAUCGAGACCCUUUGUCAUUUGCCAGAGGAAAAUGUUCUCCAACUCCCCAACCCUUUAAUCCUCAACUCCGACAUCCCAGACCUCCCCCGUCAGAUUCAAUCAAAAAUUUCCCCCAAUGUUCAAUAUUCUGUGCUCUAUGGCCUCUUACAUGUAGUGGAAGUUGAAAACCCUUCUACGGAACUAUUUAGCAAAUUAGAACUGUUCUUUGCUGGAUCAGUGAUCAAAUGGUUGGAAAUCUUGAGCCUGCUAGGGGCGACAAAGAAUGCUCUCGUCGAAUUGGAUAAAAUUGUCGUUUGGUAUAAGCGUCAGAGCCGUCGAUUACAAGACCAGAAUCUGAAGGAGUCUUUACUCGGAUUGCUAUUUCAAUGCCGUCGCUUUACCCACCAAUACUAUGGGGUCAUUUCGGCUUCCGCUGGACAUACCAUACACUCAGCCUUGUCUCACUCACCCGAACCAGAAUGGCGAAGGCGAUACUACAAAGCUUCCCCUGAAUGCCUCCCAACAGUGCGAUGGACGGGUUCUGUAUGGGAUGGUUUCCUUACGAUCCGAGAACACACCGGAUGGGUCUGGUCGGUCUCAUUCUCGCCCGAUGGAUCUACGGUAGCCUCGGCAUCCAGCGACGAGACGAUACGGAUCUGGGAUACAUUGACAGGAGACGAACUCAAAGUGCUCCGAGGGCACACCGGGCCGGUCUGGUUGGUCUCAUUUUCGUCCGAUGGAUCCAAACUAGCCUCGGCAUCCAGGGACGAGACGGUACGGAUCUGGGACGCGGAGACAGGGGACGAGCUCAAUACCCUCCUAGGGCACGUAGGGUGGGUCUGGUCGGUCUCAUUCUCGCCCGAUGGCACCAGGCUAGCCUCAGCGUCCAAUGACAGGACGGUACGGGUCUGGGAUGUAGAGAAAGGGGAUGAACUGAAUGUCCUCCGAGGGCACACCCAGUCGGUCUUGUCGGUCUCAUUCUCGUCCGAUGGAUCCAGGCUAGCCUCGGCAUCUGUAGACGAGACUGUUCGGAUCUGGGAUGCGACAACAGGGGACGAACUCAAGGUCCUCGAAGGCCACGCCGGGUGGGUCUCGUCAGUCUCAUUCUCGUCCGAUGGAUCCAGGCUAGCGUCGGUAUCCAGGGAUGAGACGGUACGGAUCUGGGAUACAGAGAAAGGGGACGAACUCAAGGCCCUCCGAGGGCACACCGGGUGGGUUUUUUCGGUCUCAUUUUCGUCCGAUAAAUCGAGGGUAGCUUCUGCGUCCGGUGACGGCACGGUACGGGUUUGGGAUGCAGUGACAGGGGAUGAACUCAAGGUCCUCCGAGGACACACUGGGGCAGUCUGGGCGGUCUCAUUCUCGUCCGAUGGAUUCAGUCUAGCUUCGGCAUCCAGGGACAAGACGGUACGGAUCUGGGAUGCAGUGACAGGUGACGAACUCAAGGUCGUCCGAGGGCACACGGGUUGGAUCUCGUCGGCCGCAUUUUCACCCGAUGGAUCCAGGGUAGCCUCGGCAUCCGACGACGAGACGGUACGGAUUUGGGAUGCAGUGACAGGGGAGGAACUCAAGGUCCUUCGAGGCCACGCUGGAUCUGUCUUGUCAGUCUCAUUCUCGCCCGAUGGAUCCAAGCUAGCCUCGGCAUCCGGGGACGGGACGGUACGAAUCUGGAACGCAGCGACAGGGAACGAGCUCAAAGUUCUCCGAGGGCACACCGGGUGGGUCUUGUCAGUCUCGUUCUCGCCCGAUGGAUCCAAGCUAGCCUCGGUAUCCAAAGAUGAGACGGUACGGAUCUGGGAUGUAGUGACGGGGAAUAAACUCAAGGUCCUCCGGGGUCACACCGGGUGGGUCUUGUCAGUCUCAUUCUCAUCCGAUGGAUCCAGGCUAGCCUUGGUAUCUGGUGAUGAGAUGGUACAAACGUGGGACGUAAAGACUGGGAAAGCGAUUCGUAUCGAUGACAAUUUCAUCCCCUACCUAGAUUUAUUCUCCGAUCCAAGCACAUGCGACUGCUCAUUUGCAGAAGUUAAACAUGGACCUAACCACACUCACCUGUUCAUCGGAGCAUGUGGGACACCUCAUUUUAUUGCCCCUUCCCAUAUAAGUGGCAUUAUAACCACUUGGAAGAUGUCACACGAUCGGCAAGCCCUUGCUAUUAGUUUGGAUGAUGGAGGACUCUUCCUUGUUCAAGCCCCCAAAAUAUACCGAUGUGUUGGACAUGGACCGUAAUGAUUUGAUUGGUCGGUCUAUCAAGAGCUAAGAUAACCUUGCCACAUCCAAUAUCCCAUUUUGAUGACCGAUGAAUAUGAGGUCACUCCUUGUGCACGCACCCGCGUUCCCAUUGGUUUUGUUGUAACGACAGUGACAGUCUGUGUCCAUUCAGCGCCAUGUCCUAUAACGAGAGGCACGAUAUUUAUUUAUAUCAAUAUUCGCUCAUUCUUUUUUUUCUUUCAGUUCUACUGCGUUUGAGACUGAAGUUUGUCUUUCCUUUAUCAUUAUUUCAUUUUAUAUCUUGCUCAAUACAUAUCUGUAAUAACUGUGCAAC
Molecule: messenger RNA, 3775 nt
Organism: Cantharellus anzutake
Lineage: Eukaryota; Fungi; Basidiomycota; Agaricomycetes; Cantharellales; Hydnaceae
Exons: 7
Coding region: 118-3459 (1113 amino acids)
Molecular function (GO): protein binding
Source: RefSeq, a predicted model, not a curated record